This is a messenger RNA of Cryptomeria japonica (Japanese cedar), 2731 nucleotides long. RefSeq names its product potassium transporter 2. Gene Ontology annotation, molecular function: potassium ion transmembrane transporter activity. Bases 286 to 2634 code for a protein of 782 amino acids. The transcript is spliced from 9 exons. Lineage: Eukaryota; Viridiplantae; Streptophyta; Pinopsida; Cupressales; Cupressaceae. Gene Ontology annotation, biological process: potassium ion transmembrane transport. The record is from RefSeq and is a predicted model, not a curated record. Gene Ontology annotation, cellular component: plasma membrane.
CGACACAAACAUCAAAAGUGCAUAAAAGACAUUUAUGUAGGUUAAAUGGCACAUCAGCAAAGCUCUUUCUGUAUGGUGACAGGAUUCCAUGUGUCGGUUGCCAACAGUUUUAUAGUUCUCAAUCGAGGCAGACAAAGCAACCUGACACCACCCAAACAAUUUUUCAUUACAAUUCUACAUUUUAACUUUUGUUCAUUGCUAAGAUAUAUCUGUUCUUGAUCAUAAUCUUCUUCUAUGGUAUUUCUUUCUUUCAUUUUCUUCCUGGUUUAGGCAGUGUUUACUGAAAUGGAUGAGGAGGCAAAAGGAGGAUUGAAUGAGGAUAGCCGAAAGAAGGAAUCUUGGAAGUCUGUUUUGACCUUGGCAUAUCAAAGUCUUGGUGUAGUCUACGGGGAUUUAAGUAUCUCACCACUCUAUGUAUUCAGGAAUACUUUUGCUGAAGAUAUUCAACACUCUAGUGGAAAUGAAGAGAUAUAUGGAGCCCUGUCCUUUGUUUUCUGGACUUUAACUUUGGUUACUUUGUUCAAGUAUGUCUUUUUAGUUCUCAAAGCCAAUGACAAUGGGGAAGGUGGGACAUUUUCAUUGUAUGCUUUAUUAUGCAGGCACGCCAAAGUCAGCCUUUUUCCAAAUCAGCAAACUGCUGAUGAGGAACUUUCAACAUAUAAAAUGCAACUUCCUUCUGACACCAGAAAUGGGACAAGAAUAAAAAUAAUGCUUGAAAAAUAUAAAAAAUUUCAGGUUGCAUUGCUAGUGAUGGCUUUGUUGGGCAUUUGUAUGGUUAUUGGAGAUGGAGUGCUAACUCCAGCCCUUUCUGUAUUCUCUGCAGUCUCAGGACUUGAAGAUUAUGUGGGAGAAGAACGACAUAAAUAUGUGUUGGCUCCUAUUUCAUGUUUUAUAUUGGUGUGUCUGUUUGCAUUACAACACUAUGGCACUCAUCGGCUAGGCUUCAUGUUUGCACCAAUCGUUUUGGUCUGGCUUAUAUGCAUGAGUUCACUUGGCCUAUAUAAUAUAUUUACCUACAACAAACAUAUUUAUAAUGCACUUUCUCCAUAUGCCAUGUAUAUAUUUAUGAGGAAGACCCGAGCUAGAGGGUGGAAAUCUUUGGCUGGUGUUCUGCUAUGUAUCACAGGUUCAGAGGCAAUGUUUGCAGAUUUAGGGCACUUUUCUCAGCUAUCAAUCCAGAUGGCUUUCACUUUUAUGAUCUAUCCUUCUCUAAUUCUAGUUUAUAUGGGUCAAGCAGCUUACAUAUCACGGCAUCAUGACAUUAGUCGUAGCCCAAUCGGGUUUUACAUGUCUGUGCCAGAAUGUGUAAGAGCACCUAUAAUAGCAGUAGCAAUGGCUACAUCGGUGGUUGCAAGCCAAGCAAUGAUUACAGGCACAUUUUCAAUCAUUAAUCAAGCUUUGACACUUGGUUAUUUUCCUAGGGUGAAGGUGGUGCACACAUCAGAUAAAAUACAUGGGAGAGUUUAUAUUCCUGAAAUCAACUGGAUUCUAAUGAUUAUAUGUCUUGCUGUAACUUUUGGAUUCAGGGAUGUCAAGUCCUUGGGAAAUGCAACUGGCUUGGCAGUCAUCGUUGUUAUGCUGGUCACAACCUUUUUCAUGUCAUUGAUAAUAGUAUUGUGCUGGCAUAGGAGUUUCCUGUUAGCAUUAUGCUUUCUUGUUUUCUUUGGAUUCAUUGAAUCUCUGUACUUUUCAGCCUCUCUUGUAAAAUUUAAAGAGGGGGCUUGGGUGCCAUUGGUUUUAUCUUUGAUCCUCAUGAUGAUCAUGUAUGCAUGGCACUAUGGAACCCUCAAGAAGUAUGAAUUUGAUUUGCAGAAUAAGGUCUCCAUAAAUUGGAUUGCAAGUCUUUGUCCCAGUCUAGAGGUGGCACGUGUUCGUGGAAUAGGACUUAUGUACACAGAACUUGUCAGUGGAAUACCUGCAAUUUUUUCACACUUCGUGACAAAUCUUUCUGCAUUCCAUCAGGUUCUUGUCUUUGUAUGUAUCAAAUCAGUGCCAGUACCAUAUGUUCCAACAGGGGAACGGUAUCUUAUUGGGCGUGUUGGGCCAAAAGAGUUGAGGUUGUACAGAUGUAUUGUUAGAUAUGGAUAUCGUGAUACUCGGAAGGAAAGUGAUGACUUUGAAGAUCAACUUAUCUAUAACCUUGGUGAGUUCAUUUGUUCAGGGCAAAGUUUUUCCGACACUUCACCAGAAGAAAAGAUGACUGUUAUGGGCACAACUUUGUGGUCUGGGAAUGGCAUUGAUGCUGCUGCAAGUUGUGAUUCAAUAGAAAGCCUACAUUCUGCUACAGUGUCACAAGUUAGGUCAACACCAACUAUUCAAAGCAUCCAAGAAAUAGAACCUGCUUCGCUUAAUCAAGCUCGGAGAAGAAAAGUUAGGUUUAUAUUGCCUAGCAGCCCUGAAACAGAUCAUGCUAUAAGAGAUGAACUAGAAGAACUUUUGGACGCAAAGGAAUCUGGAACUGCCUUUAUACUGGCACAUUCUGAUGUGCAAGCAAGAAAAGGUUCAAGUUUUCUCAAGAUGAUUGCCAUUAAUUUUGUGUACAACUUUCUCAAAAAUAAUUGUAGGGAGUCAACAUUGGCAUUGGGUGUGCCACAUGCUGCACUUAUGAAAGUUGGUAUGGUUUACACUGUUUGAGUUAGGACCUUUGUAUUGAAAUCAGCCACAUUUGAAUAAGAAUCAAUUUUUAUGUUAAAAAGAAAUUAUUUCUUUUAAUGGGAGUAUAAUUGAUUUA